GAUUGAUUUAACUGAAUUUAUUCAUUUUAUAGCCUUUUUGGAAAAAUCUCGAGAAACAUACAGAAAUGAAGCUGAUUUCAGCUCAAGAAGUUAGCAAGCACAACACUCGUGAAGACUGUUGGGUAAUUAUUCACGAUAAGGUAUAUGAUUUAACAAAAUUUCUUCCUGAACAUCCAGGCGGAACUAGAGUAAUUCUUAAUCAGGCUGGCAAGGAUGCUACAGCGGCAUUCGAUCCAGUUCAUCCCCCAGACAUUAUUGACCAUUAUUUGCCUCCCGAAGUUUGUCUUGGGAGUAUUGACCACGCUACAGUUGUGAAAACCGUUAAAGUAGAAACUGAAGUGGAUAAAAGACGCCGUCAAGCAAUUGAAAAUAAGCCUAAAUUAGGCGAAAUGUUAAAUCUGUACGAUUUUGAAGCGGUAGCUUCACAAGUAUUAUCAGCUGAGACUUGGGCUUAUUACAGUUCAGGUUCAGAUGAUGAAAUUACUCUCAGAGAAAAUCAUAAUGCUUUUCAACGUAUUUGGUUACGACCUAGAGUUAUGAGAGAUGUAACGUACGUUGAUACGAGAACAAAACUUUUAGGUUACGAUUCAUCUUUCCCUGUGUAUAUAACUGCCACUGCACUGGGAAAGUUAGGUCAUCCCGAGGGGGAAGUAGUUCUUACUCGUGCUGCGCAUACACAAAAAAUAAUUCAAAUGUUACCUACUCUCGCUUCUUGUUCUUUAGACGAGAUGACAAAUGCUAAACAUGAAGGUCAAAUUCAAUUUUUUCAGUUAUAUGUUAAUAAGAAUAGAGACAUUACACGAAAGAUUGUUCAAGCAGCAGAGCGGAAAGGUUGUAAAGCUCUUUUUAUCACUGUAGAUGCACCACAGCUGGGUCGUCGUGAGAAAGAUAUGCGCGUAAAAUUCGUACAUGAACCACCUCACCUUCAAGACGAAAAGGAUAUAAGACGUGAUCAAGGGACCGCGAGGGCGAUUUCUUCAUUUAUUGAUACAGGCCUAAGUUGGAAAGAUUUGGAAUGGUUCAGAUCGAUAACAAAAAUGCCUAUUAUACUCAAGGGUAUCCAAACUACUGAGGAUGCAGUACUUGCAGCCAAAUAUGGCUGCGAGGGAAUAGUUCUUUCAAAUCAUGGAGGUCGCCAGCUUGACUUCGCUCGUUCUGGAAUUGAGAUUCUUCCGGAGGUUGUUGAAGUAUUAAAAAAAGAAGGUUUAUAUGACAAAAUGGAAGUAUACGUGGAUGGUGGUAUACGGCGCGGGACCGAUAUUUUCAAAGCAAUAGCUUUAGGAGCAAAAGCCGUAGGAAUCGGGAGGCCAUUGCUUUAUGCAAUGUCGUCUUAUGGACAGGCAGGUGUAGAACGCGCACUUCAAUUGUUAAAAGAUGAAUUGGAAUUGGCUAUGCGACUCGCAGGAGCAAAUACGCUUGCUGAUAUUCGACCUGAGAUGGUAGAUAUCAAAAAUCUGACGGAUCAUGUUUUUAUACCAAAAGACUAUUUAUUUUCAGAUGUUUAUAAGAAACUUGUACCAAAAAGAAGCAAACUAUAAAU
Messenger RNA from Rhizophagus irregularis DAOM 181602=DAOM 197198, 1540 nucleotides. RefSeq lists its product as uncharacterized. Gene Ontology annotation, molecular function: heme binding; L-lactate dehydrogenase (cytochrome) activity. NCBI's taxonomy places the organism in Eukaryota, Fungi, Glomeromycota, Glomeromycetes, Glomerales, Glomeraceae. Gene Ontology annotation, biological process: lactate metabolic process. The record is from RefSeq and is a predicted model, not a curated record.